Messenger RNA from Cyprinus carpio (common carp), 3867 nucleotides. RefSeq names its product GRB2-associated-binding protein 3-like. The record is from RefSeq and is a predicted model, not a curated record. Lineage: Eukaryota; Metazoa; Chordata; Actinopteri; Cypriniformes; Cyprinidae.
UCUCAAAGAUCACAUACAAAUACAAAAACACACACGCUCUCUCCUCCCACCCACUGUUUGUUCCUCCUCCCUGGUCGAUGCUGUGAGUUCCUCCUCUCCGUGUUUGGGGGUUGAACACAGGAUUCUCUCUGCCUUCCUCUCAGUCUGCAAUCAGCAACACACACACACACAGACAGACGCAGCAGCUAUGAGCACAGACGAUGUGGUGUGCACAGGAUGGCUCAUAAAAUCCCCACCGGAGAAGAAGCUAAAGAGAUUUUCAUGGCGAAAGCGAUGGUUUGUUUUGCGGAGGGGUCGGAUGAGCGGGAAUCCUGACGUUUUGGAAUAUUACCGUAGCAAGAGUUCCCGAAAACCAAUCAGAACCAUCGACCUGCAGGAGUGCGAGGUCACCAUCGAGGCAGAGGUGCGGCCCACUAAACGCCAGUAUCAGAAUCAGCACCUGUUUGUGGUCAAAACCGCCACGCGUAUCUUUUACCUGCUGGCCAAAACGGCAGAAGAGAUGAACAUCUGGGUACAGAACAUUGGACAGAUUUGCACGUUUGGAGGACUGAACAGACAUGCAGAAUCAAUGGACAGUCUUAAUCGCACUCCCUCUUCCCAGCAGCCCUCUCCAGCACUCUCUCCUCAUGUUUCUCUCGUGGCCAAUCAGGACACAGUUACCGUCGAAAACCACGAUGUCCUAGACAGGCCCAGCGAAUCAGAGAUCAGUCCUCCACUUGAUUACCUCUUUCUCUCUCAGUGUGAAACCGGCACGAAGAGCAUCAUCAGGUGUGACAGCAUCUCUAACUCUGAACGAUCCUUUGAGCAGAGCUCGUCUGAGUACACAGAGGAUGUGUUUAGCCCCACCCCACGCAUUGACUCCUCCCCCUCCCCUUUCCUUUUGGGUGGGGUGUCCGAGCCCCCAUUCAGCACUCCUUACGGCCCGCACUCUCUCUCCUCCUCCCUUUCGUCCUGCCUCUCGUCUCCCAUCUCUCUACGCCGGCCACCGGAUAUUUUCAGAUUCGACCGGCCCUUCUACGGUACAUCAGACCCACAGACACCUCCUCCCCUCCCACCCAAACCUACACACCUGUCCGAUCAUCAUGGUAAUGAGGAUACUGGCUGUAAUCAGCCGCAACCUGCUCUCCUUCCUCGCAGGACGUCACUUUCAGGAAUAGACCACUUUAAGAGAGGAGAGUUUGACAAUGCUGGAAGAAACUGGAACAAACGUCUAAGCCUCAACCUGCCAAUAUUUCUGAAUACCACAGUAACUGAAAACCACUCUGAGGAUUCAUAUGUGCCCAUGGCCUCCCCACCGAUCAGCUGCUCUGAUGUGACUUCAGACGGAUACAUACCCAUGAGCCCCUCCACCCUGCCCAUCUCCCUACUCACCAAUGGCAAAACAGAGCUGCCUACGCCUUCCAAUCCUGACCUUGAGCCUCCUCCAGUCGACCGCAACCUUAAACCAAGAACACGGGCUCGACCGCCUCCUUUAGACCUGCGGGGUCUGUCCACAAUUUCCGAAUGUCCUUUCCACGGUCCCCUCACACGCACCAUGACAGAACCCAGCACAUCACUUCAGUCUGUUCCUUUGGACAGGCGGCGGGUAUGGGGCUUAAACGGCUCUGAACAGGAAGGAAGCAUCACGCCAACGGAGUCUCGGCUCUUGUUCCCAGCUUGUGAUUCUGUUCCCUGGAUGAGGCCUUCUCAGCUGGAUUACUUGUCCCUUGACUUUAAUUCUUCCUCCCCCUCACCUGUUCAGAAGAAAGCGCUGCUGGCAGACGAGUACAGGGUGGAUUACGUGAAGGUAGACGAGAAGAAGACACAGGCUUUACAAAACACCAAGCUGGAGUGGAAGGAUGUCCGUCAGUCAAAAGCCUAAGGCCCCUGGGACGGUGGAUAAUCCAUUUAAAUUAUUACAUGGUUCAAAACUUGACUUGUUUUCAUCUCCUGCAAUUUCAGGUACAUGUUGGUUUUUCACACUGAUAUAAAAGGAGAAAGUACAGAGCUGGAUAAGAAACCACCAGAAAUAAAAUGGCAGAUAAUUCAGGAAAUUAUUCCAGAAUAAAAGACCUCCAACACAAUGAUUCAAGAAUAAAGCUUUGUUUUGUAGUUCUUUUACCGGGAAGAGAAUUAGCAUUUCCUAUUCAUUUUUAGAGUAGCGUGUUUUGGUUUAUAAGUAAAGUUAAAAUAUGUUAAUUUGAUCUACAACAUAAAUUAUACACAGCCAUACCUCAAAUGUGAAUAGUGUUUGUUUUUUUUAAACAAAUUGAUAGUAUGUACUAAAAAAGUGCAAAACUAUCAGAAGGAUGUGAGUUCAUGUGUAUUAUAAAGGUUCUAGAUGUAAUUUUUCAAAAAUUUGGGUUUGGUAAGAUUUUUAAUGUUUUUGAAAGAAAACGCUUCUGCUCACCAAGCCUGCAAAAAAACACAAAUGUUAUAAAAUCUUUUUAUUACAAUUUAAAGUAACUGUUUUCUAUUUGAAUAUAUUUGGAAAUGUGUGGCAUAAUCAGGACUUUCAGGAUUCUUUGAUGAAGAGAACAUGAUGAUUUAAAAGAACAGCAUUUGUUUCUAUCUAUCUUUUUAAACGGUAUAAAUGUCUUUACCGUUACCUUUGAGCAAUUUAAUAUAUCCUUGCUGAAAAAAAAGUAUUAAAUUCUUUAAAAAAAAAAAAAACUUACCAACCCCAAACUUUUGAACGGUAGUGUAUGUUUUUACAAAACCGCAGCCACUUUGAAAUUCAUAUUUAAGAGGAAGGUGUGUAAUUUGUUGAAAAGCAUGAAAUUCUCUUCACCGACCUUAAUUUACUACUACUACUAAAAUUUGUUCUAAAACUGAAUGAAAUCCGAAAAAAGCUAACAGCAUGAAUCUCAUGUAAAAACAUAUGUCACCAAAGCUAGAACGUGUACAGAAUAGGAAUUUGUUUACCAGAGCACAAAUUUUUAUAACAGACAUUAUUUAUAAAAUUCACAUUAAUGCUUAAUCAUUUGUUUAACUUGGAAAAAGAACAGAGUGAUUUUUUGUUGUUGCACUCCCUGGGAUGUUAUUUUGAAAUAAUUCCCUGAAUAUAACAGCUCACUGAUGUCACAUUGCCUACUUGUGAAUUCUGAAAUAAUGUUUUCAUAGGUGUCAAAAAGAUAUUAUGAAUGUUAAAUAUUUAUGACAUGUACAAUCACUGAAGAGUGUCACAAAAAAACUAUUAUACCAAUGAAUGUGUUUAUUACACACCUUUGAGUUCGUGUUUGAUGAGAGUCAGACCACUGUAAACCACUGGAACCACACACUGUGAUUGGAUGCUGGAACAAAACUAUGAAGGAACUGAAUGUUUUGUAGAAGGGAAAUCUGCCUUUGCUUUUUUAGGAUUGAAUCCUGAGUGAAUAUUGAAUGUUGUAUAUGUAAGACUACUGUCAAAUUAUUGACCUAACAAGGAUAUGAAGGUCUGCCAAUAUUUAUCGGAAUGUAUUUUUCCCAUCGACCUUUCACGAUUAUAAGGCAUUACGAAUGUAUUUCUGUUUUGGGUUGUAGAUUUUUAGUGCCAUGUCAUGCUGUGCUUAUGACACUGUUCUUUUAUGGUGGUCAGAUUUUGCUGUACUGACAAGAGCACAAAAAUCUCAUGGGAAACUAUCACUGUGACAUCAACAGUUUCCUGCCAAUCUUGAAAUUCACUUUAUGUUUCACGAAGAAAUGUAAUACGCGAGUGAGAGAGAAAGGACGAAUGACUGAAAGAGAGAGAGAGAGAGUGUCUGCGUGUUUUGCUGAAAUUCAGAGACCUUACUAACCUGUGUGAAUCAAUGGAUGUUUAUCCAUCAGCAGGUAAAUUAUUGUGAUGCAUAUUGAACACAUUAAAUCACUUUAAAACAAUUCAGCUCAAUAAACUGAAAACAAAAAACC